AUAAAUACCUCGUUCUUCUAUUGAAUACACCACACAUUACAUACAUUCUAUUCCAACCUAUUGCUUAGUAUCAGAACCAACUUAUUUCAAUUCAACUUCAAAGUAGCAGUCCAAAUCAUAGAUUCUUUUUAGUUAACGAGUUUAAAAGUAUGUACGCUCACGUCAGAAUCUAACAUAACUCUUUCCCCUUUGUCUGUCUCUCUUUCACCUUUUCGUCUCCAUCGAUCCUACCUCCACGGAUUAACUUCUUAUUUAAAUCAAGAACUUUUUUCAAGAAUCUUUGAAUCUUGCGUCAGACAAAUGUCUCGUAGUUUAAUCUAUAGGAACAGAGCUCUCUGUUUUAUCUUAAUCUUGUUCUGUUCCCCUCAACGGUUUGCCUCCAGAAACUUACCGGAGGAGGUAGAAUCCACGGCAAAAGCAACUCAAGUAAUCCAAGUCAGCAACAACACGUGGCAUGAUUUCUCUCGUCUUGUAGAUGUUCAGGUUGGUAGCCACGUCAGCGGCGUGUCCGAGCUCAAAAGAUACCUCCACCGAUUCGGUUACGUCAACGACGACGGUGGUGAUCACGAAAGCUCGGGAAGUUUCUCCGACGUGUUCGAUGGUCGUCUUGAAUCGGCGAUCUCUCUGUACCAAGAAAAUCUCGGUUUACCGGUAACCGGGAGACUCGACACGAGUACCGUCAAUCUCAUGUCGUUACCGCGAUGUGGCGUUAGCGAUACACACAUGAUCGUCAACGACGAGGGUAUCUACACAACGGCUCAUUAUACGUAUUUCAACGGUAAACCGAAAUGGAACCGCGACACGCUAACCUACGCCAUCUCGAAAACACACAAACUCGAUUACUUAACGUCAGAAGACGUCAAAACCGUUUUCCGGCGAGCUUUUUCGCAGUGGGCGAGCGUGAUUCCGGUGAGUUUCGAGGAAAUCGAUGAUUUCACGGCGGCGGAUUUGAAGAUCGGGUUCUACACCGGCGACCACGGCGACGGGCUUCCGUUUGACGGUGUUCUUGGGACUUUAGCACACGCUUUUGCGCCGGGGAACGGGAGGCUUCACCUCGACGCUUCUGAGACAUGGGUCGUCGCCGAUGACUUUAAAGGAUCGUCUGAUGUGGCCGUUGACUUGGAGUCAGUGGCGACUCACGAGAUUGGUCACUUGCUGGGGUUAGGACAUAGCUCUCAAGAGUCGGCGGUUAUGUAUCCGAGUCUCCGGCCGAGGACUAAAAAAGUUGACCUUACGGUUGAUGACGUGGCAGGUGUGCUGAAGUUGUAUGGGCCGAACCCAAAAUUACGGUUGGAUUCACUGACGCAGUCGGAAGAUUCUAUUCGAAACAGCACCGUAUCACUGAGAUUCUGGUCGGGGAAUCUGAUCGGUUAUGUUCUGUUGGUUGUUGUUUUUAUUCUGUUGCGAUAGAAUCAAGAAUAUUGUUUUUUUUUUAAAAUUAUUUAUUUAUAACUAAAUGUACAAAGAUAAUUAGGAAUAUUAAAGGUUUAUGGGAAAAGGAUCUUUUUCAUGGUGGCUUUCUCUAAUUAAUCUUUGAGUUUGUGUAUAUCAUUAUCACAAAAAAUUGAAAGAUAAUGAUGUUUAUGGACUGAUAAUGACACUACUAGUAUAGUUGAGGUUGAUCAUAA
Messenger RNA from Capsella rubella, 1628 nucleotides. RefSeq names its product metalloendoproteinase 1-MMP. Gene Ontology annotation, biological process: extracellular matrix organization; proteolysis; collagen catabolic process. Lineage: Eukaryota; Viridiplantae; Streptophyta; Magnoliopsida; Brassicales; Brassicaceae. Bases 301 to 1410 code for a protein of 369 amino acids. The transcript has a single exon. Gene Ontology annotation, molecular function: zinc ion binding; metalloendopeptidase activity. The record is from RefSeq and is a predicted model, not a curated record. Gene Ontology annotation, cellular component: extracellular matrix.